AUGGCGCCGUUUAAAGCCUUGUGUGGGAGAAAGUGUAGAUUACCACUUGCUUGGGCGGAGAUUGGUGAAAGCCAACUUAUUGGACCCGAGAUUGUUGUUCAGAUGACAAAAGUGAUAUCACAAAUCAAGGAAAAGUUCAGAGUGGCCUGGGAACGAAAAUUGAAAUAUGCUAACGUAAUACGAAGACCCCUCAAGUUUGAGGUGGGUGAUUUUGUUUUGUUGAAGGUCUCCCCGUGGAAGGGAAUAGUUCGCUUUGUGAAACGUGGCAACUUGGAGCCUAGGUAUAUUGGCCCAUUUAAGAUCUUGGAGCGUAUCAGCCCGGUAGCUUAUCGUUUGGAACUUCCUCAAGACUUGAGUGAAUUUCAUAAUGUAAUUCAUGUUUGUACUCUUAGGAAGUGUUUGGCGGAUCCAACACUUAAUGUGCCCCUCGAGGAAAUUCGGGUAGAUAAAACGUUGAAAUUUGUAGAAGAACCGAUAGAGAUACUCGACCGACAAACUAAAAAGUUAAAGAAUAUCUGGUACACGAUAGUCAAGGUGAUAUGGCAAGCUAGGCGCAGACCCGAGUUCACAUGGGAACGUGAAGAUUCCAUGAAAGCCAAGUAUCCUCAUUUGUUUAGUGAUUAG
Messenger RNA from Erigeron canadensis, 624 nucleotides. RefSeq lists its product as uncharacterized. The record is from RefSeq and is a predicted model, not a curated record. NCBI's taxonomy places the organism in Eukaryota, Viridiplantae, Streptophyta, Magnoliopsida, Asterales, Asteraceae. Bases 1 to 624 code for a protein of 207 amino acids. The transcript has a single exon.